AUGCAACCUAAACUCGAAUCACAACCGCUUGUAUUUGAUCAACAACAACCGCCAACAUCACAAACAAAAAUGGUACCUAUUGCACCACGUUAUGAUUCAAAUCAACUAAAUACAACGAAUACAAAUGUAUAUACAUGUUCAAAUUGUACACAACCAAUUCAUGAACGUUAUUUUCUUCGUACACAAGAUCGUUUAUCUCGUGGAAGUUAUUGGCAUAUGCAAUGUUUACGUUGUCAAUGUUGUGAUGUACUUUUAGCUGAUAUAGCUUCAACGUUUUAUACAAAAGAUAAUGCACUUCUUUGCAAAUCUGAUUAUAUAAAAAGAUAUGGUAGUCGUCCAUGUUCAUUAUGUAGUCAAGUGAUUGGAACAAAUGAACAAAUAAUGCGUGUUAGUCCAAAUUAUGUUUAUCAUCUAUCUUGUUUUACUUGUGUUAAAUGUCAUACACCUUUAGUUAAAGGUGAUCGUUAUGUUCUUUUUAAUGGACAACCAUUUUGUGAAAAAGAUAAUCCACUUAAAUCAACAACAAAUAUUAAUAAUAGUCCCGCAACUAAACGCGGCGGUACUACGAGUAAACGUGGAGCAAAAGCAGGACGAGCUGCAGCUACAGCUGCAGCAGCAGUACCAGUACAACAAACAUUUGUAACACCUCCACAAUAUCAUCCUACAGGACAUAUAUCACUUUUAAAUAAUCCUCAUACUUCAAGUACAAUCACACAUUCGUUGCUCAGUAAUAAUAAUAAUAAUAAUAAUAAUCUAAACAACAACGGUUUUUCAUCAACUGCAACACCAAAUAAUGAUGAUUUGUAUUAA
Messenger RNA from Rotaria sp. Silwood2, 810 nucleotides. The record is from the annotation of a GenBank genome assembly. NCBI's taxonomy places the organism in Eukaryota, Metazoa, Rotifera, Eurotatoria, Philodinida, Philodinidae.